AUUAGUUGGUGGUGAAACGUGAAUCAUAUUUUCUCAAGCAAAAUUGAUAUUUUGCAGAGAUUCAAUGAACAACGCCACGACUUGCCGUUGGAGGAGACCAUUUUAAGGAUUCCACCGCAAUGGCGGCGACUUCAGAUUCGAGCUCUUCUCCUUCAUCAUCCGGCACCGAUUUCGCCGAUCCGAACCCGAGCACCGAUCCAGAUACGAGCUCGGAUCGUGUUCAAAGUCUAUUGGAGUCACUGAAUCUCUCUCAGCCGAGCGAAGUCUCCGAUGGAAGCCACACCGAUUUUACCGGUGAUGACGAUGAUGAUGAUGAGGAGGAGGAGGUUGAAGCGACGAACGGUGAAGAGGAAGUAGAGGCGUCUUCGAGGGGGGAGCAUCCGGUGGAAAUGGAGGCAGGGGAGGAGCCGCCGAGUCCGACGAGCAGCGGUUACGAUGGGGAGAGAGGGAGCAGCGCCACUUACAAAGCUGACAAUGCAAGCGAGGGUGAGAUUCGGGAAGCGAAUGCUGAUCGUGAGCAGCAUGAUGAAGCCGCGUGGUUGCCUGGAAAACGCCACGUGGACGAGGACGAUGGUUCUAUGUCGUGGAGAAAGAGGAAGAAACAUUUCUUCGUUUUGAGUAACUCUGGCAAACCCAUUUAUUCCAGAUAUGGAGAUGAACAUAAGCUUGCUGGUUUUUCAGCUACUCUUCAAGCUAUUAUUUCUUUUGUUGAGAAUGGUGGCGACCGUGUCAAUUUAGUCAAGGCUGGCAAACACCAGGUUGUCUUUCUGGUGAAAGGGCCAAUAUACCUGGUCUGCAUCAGCUGUACAGAUGAAACAUAUGAAUAUUUAAGGGGCCAGCUGGAUCUUCUAUAUGGUCAGAUGAUACUCAUUUUAACAAAUUCAAUAGACAGAUGUUUUGAGAAGAAUGCAAAAUUCGACAUGGCACCCUUGCUUGGAGGGACUGAUGCUGUCUUCUCAUCUCUUGUCCAUUCAUUUACCUGGAAUCCGGCUACGUUUCUUCAUGCCUACACUUGUCUUCCCCUUCCGUAUGCGUUAAGGCAAGCUACAGGGACAAUAUUGCAAGAUGUUUGCGCGUCUGGUGUAUUGUUCGCACUACUAAUGUGCAGACACAAGGUUGUCAGUCUUUCUGGUGCACAGAAAGCAUCUCUUCAUCCCGAUGACUUGCUACUACUCUCAAACUUCGUCAUGUCAUCAGAAUCAUUCAGGACAUCAGAAUCUUUCUCACCAAUCUGCCUACCAAGAUACAACCCUCAGGCCUUUUUGCAUGCCUAUGUGCACUUCUUCGACGAAGAUACAUAUGUAAUUUUGCUUACCACACGUUCAGAGGCCUUCCAUCAUCUCAAAGAUUGCAGGAUUCGCAUUGAGGCUGUUCUUCUGAAGUCGAAUAUUCUAAGUACGGUUCAAAGAUCAAUCGAGGAAGGUGGAAUGCGGGUCGAGGAUUUGCCAAUAGACCGCCUGCUUCGACAGAAACAAUCAUCUACUUCUAAUCAAAGACAAGAUACAGAUGUAUCCGUGGGAACAGGAGGUCCCUUUGGACUUUGGCAUUUCAUGUACCGCAGUAUAUACUUAGAUCAGUACGUUUCAUCUGAGUUCUCACCUCCAGUAACUAGCCACAGACAACAGAAAAGUCUAUAUCGAGCAUACCAGAAACUCUACGCUUCAAUGCAUGAGAAGGGAUUGGGACCCCAUAAAACUCAAUAUAGACGAGAUGAAAAUUACACUCUUCUGUGUUGGGUCACACCAGAUUUUGAACUCUAUGCAGCAUUUGACCCACUUGCAGACAAGGCGAUGGCGAUAAAGAUAUGCAAUCAGGUUUGUCAGAGGGUAAAAGAUGUGGAAAAUGAAGUGUUCUUGCAAGGAGCUAGCCCUUUUUCUUGGUGAUAUAUAGCUUCUUAACUCUUUUAUUAGAUCUUUCUUUGUUUCUUAAAUAAGGCAAUAAAGUUUAUCGAUGUGUUGUACCUUAUUACCUUCUGAGAAAGCUAUUUCAAGUUUAA
Molecule: messenger RNA, 1996 nt
Organism: Raphanus sativus (radish)
Lineage: Eukaryota; Viridiplantae; Streptophyta; Magnoliopsida; Brassicales; Brassicaceae
Product: vacuolar fusion protein MON1 homolog
Exons: 14
Coding region: 120-1883 (587 amino acids)
Biological process (GO): protein targeting to vacuole; vesicle-mediated transport
Source: RefSeq, a predicted model, not a curated record